GCGCAUUCCUAUUAUUAUUAGUUAACGAAGGAAAUGUCAACUAGAAAAAUAAUUGUUGUAAAACCGCAAUUACAAUCAUCAGAGAUAAUUUGUGCUCGAUGCUCCAAUUCGCAGAUUGAUGAAAAAAAAUGAUGUGAAGAAGAGAAGUGGGAGGUGUACUUUCUCUAUGAAAAAAAAUCCUCAUCGACUCCUUCGAUCCCUCACCUGUUGUUACACGUGGAGAAACUAGUCGUCAGAUGAUGACAAGCCAAUAGAUUCAAUGAAACUACUCGAGUGCUUGUUAAUAACCGGGACGUUAAUUGUCCUGGUUAAUUGUGAAACAACGAGACCGUGGUAUGAGACACUUCCAGCUGUUGCUAUGGAUUAUAAAGUUCACAUUGACGCCGGCAAAGAGGACUGUUACUUCCAAUACGUUAAUCCCGGAGCAACAUUUUUCGUCAGUUUUCAGGUGCUGAGAGGUGGUGAUGGCAAGGCCGGAUUUGCUGUGCGAAAUCCAGUUGGUGAAAUAGUUCAUCCAUAUCAGUGGCGAGCCAAUGCUGAUUAUCAAGACCAAUCAGGUGUUGGUGGUUAUUACAGCGUCUGUAUUGAUAAUCAGUUCUCUAGAUUUGCUGCUAAACUCGUCAACCUCUAUAUCACAGUUAUCAGAUACGAUCAGUGGGACAAGUUCACGAAAGAAUUAGAAGAGUUGAACCUCUCAGUGGAAAAUUUCACGACGACGAUCGUGAAUGUGGAGAAGAAUAUUAACGAAAUGCUGCAGUCCCAGCACGCAAGUAGAAGCAGAGAGGCUCGAGACCUGAAUUUACUGCUAGAUAAUAACGUUUACGUACAGAGAUGGUCAAUUGUACAAAUGAUGGUCAUAAUAUCGACAACAGUACUGCAAGUCUACUUCGUGAGAAAACUGUUCGACGUAAAACCAUCGGGGCAUUCAAAAAUGCGUAUUUAAUUCUUAAUAUCAAUUUUGAAAUUUCAUACUCGUACUCGUCCUCAAUUUUGACUGAUUUGCAAAGCUUUUACUCUUUCUUUCUCUCUUUUAAUCUCAUUGCAUUUUACUACCAUAGAAUCAUAGCCCACUGGAAUUUAAAAAUAUAUUUUCAUAAACAUGGAUUUAUUCAACAGAUACAAACAUUCCUAUUUUAUAGCAACACAUGUAUAUACAAUUUUUUGAAUACUCCAGAGAAUCAAUAUAUGAAUUUAUAUUCGGUA
Molecule: messenger RNA, 1203 nt
Organism: Fopius arisanus
Lineage: Eukaryota; Metazoa; Arthropoda; Insecta; Hymenoptera; Braconidae
Gene: loj
Product: logjam
Exons: 5
Coding region: 260-943 (227 amino acids)
Biological process (GO): endoplasmic reticulum to Golgi vesicle-mediated transport; Golgi organization; intracellular protein transport
Cellular component (GO): Golgi apparatus; endoplasmic reticulum-Golgi intermediate compartment; COPII-coated ER to Golgi transport vesicle
Source: RefSeq, a predicted model, not a curated record